Molecule: messenger RNA, 291 nt
Organism: Racocetra persica
Lineage: Eukaryota; Fungi; Glomeromycota; Glomeromycetes; Diversisporales; Gigasporaceae
Source: the annotation of a GenBank genome assembly
CUCAGAUCAAGAAUUAAAAUCCAAAGCUUCCAAAGUAAAGGAAACUCUAGAGAACAAAAAAUGUAAGAAAGGUAUUAAUGACUACUGGGUAUUAAAAAACCAAGAGGAAAAAAAACAAAACAUAGAAAAAAGAAUAGAAAAUGCUAAGAAACAGAGCCAACUGUAUGAUCUAAAACAACACGCGACUGUAAAACAACUAGUAUAUAAACAAGAUAAUACUGUUCGCGAAAAUUUCAAUGCAGAAAUAUUAGAAAAAAGCGAUAGUAUUCAAGAUAUCGAAAAGGAACAAUC